AUGCUUCCCAAAUCCGCAGGGGACAGGGUUUUAGAGGAUGGCGCGCGGGGGAGCAGUGCGCGGAAGAAGCGGAAAGGGGAAAUUGAGGGGAAGAGCGGGAUGAACGGGGAGGGCGAGGGGAAGGGAGAGAGUGCAAGCGGGAGGGGCGGAGGGAAGGGGGCGAGCGGGGAGAGUUGCGGGUUCUGGUUCUGUGGUAACCACAUCCCAGAGACUGCAGCGCUACGAGUGCCCUGCCCGGUCGACCCCUCCCACACCAUACUGGCAUCGGAGGUCCAAUCGCACGUCGCCAAGUGUCCAGCAGCUGUGCAGAGGGGGUUGACAGAAGGAGCAGCGUACUUCAAGGGCGGCCUCAAUGCAAGAGGGCCGCCACUAGGUGGCAGCAGCAGCUCCACGGCCCAGGCAGGGGGUCAUGCUGCUGCUGACUCCAAUGCCACUCAUGCCCAUAUUGCUGCUCCCACUACUGCUGCUGCGGCGCCUGGGCCUGGCGGUCAGGGCACAGCUGCAUCCGCCUCUGCAGCGCCGCAAGUGGCCUCAGCAGCAGCAGCGAGGAGGCAGAUGGUGGCGGCAUUGGGGGAGGGCGAGUGGCAGCGCCUGCUGCGCCUACUGGGGGAGGCACAUGCAGUGGCCUUUGGGGGCCACAGCGGUGUGCUUCUCCCUCCCCUGACCAACCUGGGAGAACAUGAGCCUACAGACAUGGUUCUGGGUGGGCGGGCAACAGCAGCACCAGCGGGAGCAGCAGGAGCAGCGCCACUGUUCACUUUGCAGCAGUCAAUGCUGUGGCCGCCUGCAUGUGACGCAUGGGAACAGGCUGCUCGAGACAUGGGCGGGAGUGUACCAUUCGAGCCGCGCCAUGUGAAGCAGCAGGCGUCCAUCCUCGCCAACCUUGCCCGCGUGGGUCUUCUGCGCCCCCUGGUGCACCCGCGCACGGUGCAGCGGCCAGGAUCACAGACAGGCGCGCAGGCAGAGGGGGGUGCACUGGUGCAGGGAGGGGCGCAGGGAGGCAGCACAGCAGGGCACGUGAAAGAGGCAGAGCAGGCAGGAGCGGGACGUGCAGGGCAGCAGCGUGGGGGCGAGGAGGCCGAGGAGGCACGCCCUCUUGUCAGGGCUGCAGCCAUGCGGCACGGAGGGGAGGAGGCAGGGCGGCAGGGAGAGGAGAAGGGUCUCGAGGUCCCAGUGGAGGAGGGCGAGAGCAGGGGCGAUGGCGCAGUGGAUGAGGAGGGCGAGGGCGAGGGCGAGGGCAGGGUGUAUGUGGAGCUGGGCGCGGGCAGGGGGUACCUGACGCACAUGCUGUGCUCGUGCUUCCACGCCCGCCAUGUGGUGAUGGUUGAGCGACGUGCAUACAAGUUCAAGGUGGGGGGAGGGAUGGGGGAGAUGGGUGGGGGAGAGGGCUGGGGGAGAGGGAUGGGGGAGACGGGUGGGGGAGAGGGGUGGGGGAGAGGGAUGGGGGAGAGGGGUGGGGGAGAGGGAUGCGGGAGAGGGAUGGGGGAGAGGGGUGGGGGAGAGGGAUGGGUGAAAGGAGGGCAGACGGUGAGAAGGGGAAACGGAGGUGGGAGAGAGGUGGGAGAAGGAGGGUUGUAUGUGGUUGGUAGUCAACUCUCUCUCCACUUCUUCAUUCCUGCUCUCUCCUCCUCUCCCCCCCCCCCCUGCUCUCGCCCCAUCAAAUCUCGUUGGCCCCAACACAUUCUCCCAUUGCAGGCCGAUCGUGCUUUGAGGAAACUUUCUGGAGUCAACCUGAUGCGCGUCCGAGUUGACAUCGCGGACCUGCAGCUGGCAGCGCUGCCGGGCGUGAAGGGCCGUCCCCUGGUGGCCAUCAGCAAGCACCUCUGCGGCCCCGCCACAGACUUGGCACUGAGAUGCUGCCUGAAUGCCUCACAAACAAGCCAACCCAGUCAACCGGUUCAACAGGGUCAACCCAGUGAAGAGAGUCAACUCAAUCAAGGUCAACAGGAACCCAAUCAACAGGGUCAACAGGGUCAACCCAGUGAAGAGAGGCAACAGGGAGCGCGCCUGGCAGGGCUAGCCAUUGCUACGUGCUGUCAUCACCUGUGCGACUGGGAGUCUUACGUCAACCCGGCCUUCUUCACGCGACUGGGCUUCUCCCCUCCGGACUUUGCAGCAGUGGCGUGGAUGAGCAGCUGGGCGCUGCUGGGGGAAGGUAAGGGCGCAGGAGGGGUUGGUGAGGGCGGGGAUGGGGAGAGCAUGGGACGUGGUGAGGAGGGCCAAGCUGCAGCAACCAAACUAUCCGCCAUGGCUGCCACCACCUCCGUCGCUGCCAUGAACUUGGCUGCUCCCGUGGAGCUCGGCAACCCGGCCCAGAAGGCUUCCCGCGUGUUCAACAACACCGUGUCCUUCGCCCGCGCUGAGAAGGCUUCGCUCGCCGUCAGUGCCUCGGCUGAGGAGAAGCAGAGCAGGCGCUCGGCUCUUGCCCUCAUUGCCACAACCGUUGCCAUCUCCCUUUCCGGCAGCGCUCAGGCCGUUACUGGCGUGAAGAUCGAGGGCCCCCCUCCUCUGGCUGGUGGCCUUCCCGGCACUGAGAACUCCGACCAGGCCCGUGACUUCGAGGCCCCCCUGAGCGAGCGGUUCUUCAUCCAGAUCAAGACCCCCGAUGAGGCUCUCGCCCGCGCUAAGGAGGUUGUCGGCGUCCUCCCCGAGGUCCAGGGCUACAUCUCCAAGAAGGCCUGGCCCUAUGUCCGCAACGAGCUGCGCUCCGAGCUCGGCUACUUGAGAUACGAUCUUGCCACCGUCAUCGCCUCCAAGGCCAAGGCCGAGAAGAAGGCUCUUAACGCCGAGCUCAAGGAGCUGAUCACCACCCUGGAGUCGUUGGACUAUGCUGCCCGCGUGAAGGACCAGGAGGCCGCUCAGAAGUUCUUCGAUGCCACCAAGUCCAAGGUGUCUGCCCUUCUUGCUAAGCUGUAA
This is a messenger RNA of Closterium sp. Naga37s-1, 2916 nucleotides long. NCBI's taxonomy places the organism in Eukaryota, Viridiplantae, Streptophyta, Zygnematophyceae, Desmidiales, Closteriaceae. The record is from the annotation of a GenBank genome assembly.